GAGCAGCAUCACUUUCACCUACAAAAAAAUAUAUUCUCACCCUCGCAGAGUGAACAUAGCAACUCAAGAUGGCUUUCUUGAUCAAGAGCAUGAUUGGGAACCCCCUGUCGGGAAUUGGCCUUGGAGGUGGAGGUGACAAAGAAGAGGAGGCCGCCCCCACAGAUCCAGCCAAAGCAGCAGGGAUGACACGAGAAGAGUAUGAAGAGUAUCAAAAACAGGUGGUGGAGGAGAAGAUGGAGAGAGAUGCAGAUUUCUUAAACAAGAAAGCAGAGAGGGCGACACUCAGGGUGUGCCUCAGAGACAAAUACAGGCUGCCAAAGAGCGAGCAGGAUGACAACAUGAUUGAGAUGGCCGGGGACGACGUGGACGUUCCCGAGGAGCUGCUGAAGAUGGUGGACGAGGACGCCACGGAGGAGGAGGGCAAGGACUCCCUCAUGGGCCAGUUUCAGAACUUGCAGAACAUGGACAUGGACCAGCUGAAGGAGAAGGCGUCAGCCACCGUCACCGAAAUGAAGACAAAAGCAGAGGAGAAGUGCUCCGUCAUGUGAACAUGUGAGGGGGGGGGGAGUCUAUGUUUGAAUGAUGAGGAAGAAGAGGAAGAGAAUGACACAGGAAAAUGUAUUCCAACACUUUCCGGGAAUCUGCAGGCUGAGCUGUAUAAAUACAUUUGGGAUUUGGUUACAACAGCAAACCAAGAAUUUACUUUUAUCAUAAGCUAAAUCAUCCUGCUAACAUCUACUGAAGGAUUUACUGUAACAUUCCCUGUUAGCUUGUUUCUGAAUGGGUAGUCAUUUACAACUUAUGAUUGCAAUAAACUGAACAUAUUUGAAUUGCAACCACAGUGCCCCAUCUCACCCCAAUGGCUGU
This is a messenger RNA of Notothenia coriiceps (black rockcod), 867 nucleotides long. It is a transcript of the gene cplx4a, whose product is annotated as complexin 4a. The record is from RefSeq and is a predicted model, not a curated record. The coding region runs from base 69 to 548 and encodes 159 amino acids. Lineage: Eukaryota; Metazoa; Chordata; Actinopteri; Perciformes; Nototheniidae. The transcript has 3 exons. Gene Ontology annotation, biological process: regulation of neurotransmitter secretion; neurotransmitter transport; synaptic vesicle exocytosis. Gene Ontology annotation, cellular component: SNARE complex; terminal bouton. Gene Ontology annotation, molecular function: syntaxin binding.